AUGGCUGAAUCAUCAAGGUGUGAGACCUUCGUCUUCCUGGACUUGGAGGCCACUGGCCUUCCCAAUGCCUAUCCUGAAAUUGCAGAGAUCUCUUUGUUUGCCAUCCAUCGCUUUUCUCUGGAGAACCCUGAGAGGGAUGAGUCAGGUGCCCUACAGCUGCCUCGGGUCCUAGAUAAGCUGACCCUAUGCAUGUGCCCUGAGCGGCACUUCACCCCAAAGGCUUCGGAGAUCACAGGCCUGAGUAAUCAAAACCUAACCAACAAUCACAAGCCAGGUUUUGAUAGCACUGUGAUCAAAACCCUUCAGCAGUUCCUGAAGCGGCAGGAAUCUCCAAUCUGCCUAGUUGCCCACAAUGGUUUCGACUAUGACUUUCCCCUCCUUCGGACUGAGUUGCAGCGUCUGGGUGCAGACAUGCCUGAAGGGACCAUCUGCCUUGACACGCUCCCUACACUGAGGGGCUUGGAUAAAGCCCACCACCACAGCACCAGGGCAAGCCAUGGCAAAAAGAGCUACAGCCUCGGUAAUCUGUACCGCCAGUAUUUUAAUGAUGAACCCAAAGCUGCCCAUUCAGCUGAGGGAGAUGUCUACACACUAGUCAUGGUCUUUCUUCAUAGGGCUCCAGAGCUCCUUCAAUGUUUUGAUGAUGAAGCCCAGAGCUGGGAUGACAUCCAACCCAUGUAUACCCCUAGUACCAGAAGACCCAGUAGUCGAGGCCACAAUGCCUGA
Molecule: messenger RNA, 726 nt
Organism: Phascolarctos cinereus (koala)
Lineage: Eukaryota; Metazoa; Chordata; Mammalia; Diprotodontia; Phascolarctidae
Gene: TREX2
Product: three prime repair exonuclease 2
Biological process (GO): DNA catabolic process
Cellular component (GO): cytoplasm
Molecular function (GO): nucleic acid binding; 3'-5'-DNA exonuclease activity
Source: RefSeq, a predicted model, not a curated record